AGCUCACAGCAACACCGAAUCCUUAACCCACUGAGCAAGGCCAGGGAGCGAACCCAUGUCCUUGUGAAUACUAGUUGGGUUGGUUACCUCUGAGCCACAUGAGGAACUCCCUGGUAAGCAGUGAUUUCUCUGUUAGCAUCUGGGGUAUAUUCUAAAUAUUGGUUUUUGUUUUCAUUUUUCACAGCAGAGACAAAUGGUUGCUGAUUAUCUACUCACUUAACAUUAGCAGAGCUCAAAGAGUACAGGGACUAACAUUGUUUGAGCACCUAUUCUGCACCAGCCAUCAUAGUUUAUAGUUGCAUGGAAAGAGCACAAAUUUUCCAAUCAGACAAUCUUAAGUGAGAAUUCAGAUUUUACUUUCUAGAGGUAAAAUCUUGGACAAAUUAACCUCUCUGAGUCUCCAUUUCUCCAUCUAAAAAAAAAGUACUGAAACAAAACCUACUUUGCAAAGAUUUCAGUAGAUUAAAUGAUAUAUAUUUGACAAAGAAAAAGAAGAGUAAACUUUAAAAAUAACUUUUUUUAUUCACGCAAAGGAAGACGGAAUCUUCAAAAGUGAUUUUCCAUUUUCUCCUUGUCUGUGAUAGGCAUGCUCAUGGGAGGAAAAAAUAUAUGUAUAUAAACUUUUAUUAACAAUUUACCCUUGGUAGUAAUGCACAUAUGAAACACCUCUAUUAUUUUUCCACAUUUGACUUUGAACACAUUCAGUUGGUGCCCUGUCAUAUUACACAAGCAAACAUUCUGGAACCACAGUUUUUCCUUUUUUCUAGGUAUUAAUAUAGUUCAAUUUUCAGGUAUUAAAACAUCCAGUCUCAUAAAAUAGAAAAAACUGUCAUCUCUUUCUUAUUUAGCAUUGCGCAAGUCGCCAUGGUUGGGGUGGUAAAAGCAGGAGGCUUGGGGUUGGACUCCUUGUGGUCAAAUGCCUACUUUUUGUCCCCUAUUAUCCAUGUGACCUUGGCCAAAUCUGUACUAUUUCUUUACAUAUAAAAUGGGGAAAAUAAUACUAUCUAUCUCAUAGGGCUGUUAUGAGAACUACAUUAUUAACACAUGUAAAGCACUUAAAACAGUACCUGGCACAAGGUAAAUGCCAUAUAAGUGGUGGUUAUUAUCCAGGUUAACAUUUCUUGCUCCUCCUCUCCAAACCUCAAGCUUGGAUCUUAGGUGUGGGGAAGAGGAGUGCCAUCAAUAUCUUUGCUAAUUUGCUUCACCAGUGGGUGUACGAGACUGGGAUGGAGAGCAGCCAAAGUGAGCAAGGAGACCUGCUUGUCUGUGCAGAAAUUUAUUCAAGGAGCAUUGGGCCAUUAUGCUGCUAAUGUGACAACUGCAGCCAAACUUUGCAGUCAAAGUUUGUGUAACAAUAAUGGACGAUGCGUCCGUAAAAUACCUGAGUCCUCCUCCUAUCUGCAUAUGCCUGAAAGCAGCAGUAAGAAACAUGUCCUCGGAAGUUGAAUGCCCUGACUGAUUCUGUUAUACCGGAAGCGAUAUUUUAAUAGAUUUCUCUGAUAAUUGGUCCUCCACGCACUCGUAUUUUUUCGAUAUGUUUUUUGGAUCUGUUGUCUCUACACCUAAGGUUUCUCUCUCCAAUGGAAAGGAUAGUUCACACCUCUAAGGUCUUCCUGAGUGCAUUAAAGCAGAAGACAAGAUUUUUAUCUUAUGAUGAAGCCGUUAUCUGAAGGACAACAAAGGUUUUGUGUUGUUCAGCCAAUCCAUCUCACAUCAUGGCUGCUCAUCUUUUUCAUUCUGAAGUCUAUCUCUUCCCUAAAACCUGCCCGACUUCCAGUUUACCAAAGGAAACCUUUUAUAGCUGCUUGGAAUGCUCCAACAGAUCAGUGUUUGAUAAAAUAUAAUGUAAGACUAAAUUUGAAAAUGUUUCAGGUAAUUGGAAGUCCACUGGCCAGGGCCAGGGGGCAAAAUGUCACUAUAUUUUAUGUCAACAGACUGGGAUACUAUCCUUGGUAUACAGCCCAGGGAGUUCCCAUUAAUGGGGGUCUCCCCCAGAACAUAAGUCUGCAGGUACAUCUGGAAAAAGCAGACCAAGACAUUAAUUAUUACAUCCCUUCUGAAGAUUUCAGUGGACUUGCUGUUAUAGACUGGGAAUAUUGGCGACCCCAGUGGGCCAGGAACUGGAACACAAAAGAUGUCUACAGACAGAAGUCAAGAAAGCUUAUUUCUGAGCUGCAAGAGAAUGUGUCCAUGGCUGAUAUUGAAUAUUUAGCCAAAACAACUUUCGAGGAAAGUGCAAAAGCUUUCAUGAAGGAAACCAUCGAAUUGGGAAUUAAGAGCAGACCCAAGGGCCUUUGGGGUUACUAUUUAUAUCCUGACUGCCACAAUUAUAAUGUUUAUGCCCCAAACUAUACGGGGUCUUGCCCAGAAGAAGAAGUUUUGAGGAACAACGAGCUCUCUUGGCUCUGGAACAGCAGUGCUGCUUUAUAUCCUUCUAUCAGCGUCAGGAAAUCCCUGGGAGACAGUGAAAACACUUUGCGUUUCUCACAAUUUCGGGUGCAUGAAUCCAUGAGGAUCUCCACCGUGACAUCCCAUGGUUAUGCUCUGCCUGUGUUUGUCUACACAAGGCUAGGCUACAGAGACCAACCUCUGUUUUUUCUUUCUAAGCAAGAUCUUAUCAGUACUAUUGGAGAAAGUGCUGCCUUGGGUGCUGCCGGCUUUGUUAUUUGGGGAGACAUGAAUUUAACUUCAUCUGAGGGCAACUGUACAAAGGUGAAGCAGUUUGUAAGUUCUGACCUAGGACACUACGUAGUGAACGUGACCAGAGCCGCUGAGGUGUGCAGCCUUCACCUCUGCAGGAAUAACGGGAGAUGCCUAAGGAAGGUGUGGAAAGCUCCGGAUUACCUUCACUUGAACCCUGCAAGUUACCGCAUAGAGGCCUCUGAGGAUGGAGAAUUUACUGUGAAAGGAAGAGCAUCUGAUAGAGACCUGGCAGUGCUGGUGGAGAGAUUCUCCUGUCAUUGUUAUCAGGGAUAUGAAGGGACUGAUUGCAGAGAAAUGAAGAGGGCAGAUGGCUGCUCUGGGGUUUCCUCUUUUUCUGGUUCACUAAUGACCCUAUGCCUGCUGGUUUCAGCAGGUUAUCAGAGCAUUCAGUUGUGAGAUAGAGUUUAAAGAAAAUGGCAUGGCCUCUAGCGUUGUCACUUAGGGAAGAUAUGAAACAUUACCAUCCACUGAGAGGUAUUAUCAGCAGACGUGUGUCACUCAAUGUAAACAAAUUGCUUUAUUUGGCUCCGAUCUGGGCAAGAAACCAGAUCCAGGAGUUAAAUCAAUGCACUCUUCUUCCUUACUGGAAUGUUUUAAGUUGUAUUUUACCUAGAGCUAACUUAUUUUAGUCUUCUUAUGCACAUACAUACAUAAAAGUAUACAUAUAGAGAUUAAGUUAUUGAUUUCAAAGACUGAUUUUUCCAGUGAGCAAUUUCUGAAGGACAGAUUACUAAGCAAUUAUCUGAUUUCACAGAUGGGGUCACCUCAGGGUGUGACCUGGUCGCUUGGUCCACCAAAGAGAACCAAAUGCAGAAUUCCUGUUGCAGCUUCAGGUUCAAACUUCUUUUUCAGGCUUCUUCUGCCUGCCUAGGCUCAAUGAACGCAGAGCCAAUUCCUGACGUGACUUCUCACAAGGGCACAAGGGGAACUGAAGUCAACUCGUGUCAAAGGUAGCUGUUCCCAUGUGGUGUCUUGCUUACCCAGCCUGAGACCCUCCCUUACAGACUCUGGUGAUCUAAAUACAACAAAAGGCUUCUGGACAGUUUUCAUGUUUGCCUAGGCUGACAUUGCUCUAGAUCUAGAAACUGGAGCCAGGUUGAUAAAAAUGUGGUUGUUGCAAGCAAAAUCAUUACUAAAAAAAUUUUAACAAAUGACACUUAAGGACCCAGAAGUAGUUUUGGAAGGGGUCCUACUAAGAAAUAGUCAAUAUUUUGGUCCUUAUAUAUAAGUUUUGAGUGGUGAUUUUAGAGUCAGUUGAAUCAUUUUUUCACUAUCCAUCUGGCUAUGUGACUUUGGGCAAGUUUAUAGUCCCCAUUUUCUCAUCCAAAAUUUGGCAAAUAUAAUUCCUAACUGAGUGAAAUAUUCUGAAGGAUAAAUUGAAUAACACUCCCCAUGUAUACUUCAGCUAUUAAUACCUGUUGCUAAUCUUCAACGAUUUUCCUUUGUUCACCAAAGUAAUGGAAAUACUUGGGAUAAAACAGUCUCGGGCAAUUUCCUUUUUCUGAUGUUAUGUUCCAUGUGUAAUCACUUAGGCAUGUGUUCCCUUGAAAGACAUAUUUCACUUGAUAGGAUUUCCUUCUCCUGGAGAUGAUCUACCUGAAAGGUAAAUUCAAGACAGGUAUGAUGCUAUUAUACAAGGCAUGAGAGUUGAUGCAGCUUCCUCCUCUGCCUCUUUUGUCUUUCUGUGAAACAUUUGCAAUGUCCUUUUCAGCUCUGGGUCCUUUAGGCCUAAUAGUCUAAUUUUUAAAUGUAAUAUGCAAACAGAAUAAAACAAAAAGCUUUUAUAGUACCAUAAAUAAGAGGUAGCUUUAUGUAGAUUAACUUUUAAGAAAUUAGGUCUAUUUUAUAUCAAAGAAAUUAUGAAAAAUUAUUACAAAUUAUAAAAAGUUUGUAAAGCAGGAAAAAUGGAAAUCAUCAGUAAUCACUAUAAUGUAUACUAAUAACUUUUCUUGUAUUUCUUUCUAGCCUUUCUUCUAAAGACAUUUUUUACGUGGUUAUUAUAAUAAUAUAUAAAAUACAAAUUUUUUGUAUCUGUGUUUUUCACUUAAAUGUGUUAUAAAAAGUUUAUAUCCUAUUUCAUAGUCUUCAUAAAUAUAAUUUAAAUAUCUUUAAGGCCACAGUAAUAGCCUAUCAAUUGCAUAUAGCAAAACUUAACUAGCAAUUUUCCUUAAGUUUUCUUUUUAAAUAUCAAGCUAUUACUAUUUAGUCACUUCAUCAGAGAAGACUUUACAUAUCAUCUUCUUCAUUCAUUCAUUCAUCUAUUAAUUAAUUAAGCAUUAGUUCCUAUCAGGUAUUGUUCUAGGCUUUGAAAUAUAUCCUUGAAGAAAACAAAGAGCCUUGCCUUAUUAGAACGUACAUUCUUGCUGGGGGAGACAGACAUUCAGCAUACAAAUAGGCAGUUUAUAUGGAUGUUCAAUCUAUGGGAAAAAAUAAGGAGAGCAGAGUGGAGGAGGGAGGGAUUUUCCCUGUGUUGGACUCCGUUGAGCAGAUGCUGUUUGAAUGAGAGAGUUAGUGAUGGGGUUACUUGGGGGAGGGGUAUUGCAGGCAAAUGAAUCAGCAGGUGCACCUUUGGUAGUGGCCCUGGUGUAUUUAAGGAAGAACCGAGAGGGCACUGGGACUAGAUAUUUCCCUUUAUUAAUUUUCCUUGUUCAUUCUUUGGUGUAGCAGUUAUCACCAUCUGACAUAGUAUAGAUUAUGUAUUUGUUUAUUUUCUAUCUUCUUUUACUAGAAUGUAAACUAGGAAAAUGAGAAUUUCAUUUUGCUCACUGCCAGAACAGUACUUGGUACAGUGUCUGGGACACAAUAGGUGCCCAAUAAGUAUUUUGAAUGAAUGAGUGAGUGAUUCAGAAAGCCAGAUCAGUGGAAGCUAUAAAUUUGCUACAAUGGUUUUGUUUUUAAAUCUGCAUAUAAAUAGUAAGUCAUUGCAAAGUCAUUCUCAGGCAUUAUGUUUCUAUUAUUAUCCGAACACAUUAACCUCUGAAAUCGCAUAGUUUAACUCCUCUGUGAAGAGCUGAGGCCUGAGGAAAAUAAAUCACAUGGCAAAGUCGAAGAGCCCGUUUGUGAAAGAGCCCCGAUCUGGAAUCUGAGUUGCCAAGUUUUCUUUUCACUAUAACUCUUACUGUAAUGGAAUCCAAAUAUAUUCAUUCAGCUUUUGACCAUGCAUAUAAUGCGUUUUUGUUUUUUGUUUGUUUGUUUGUGUUUGUUUUUGGGCUACUGGUUAUGGUCAAUCUCCAGAUCUUCUAGUUGCAGAUUCUCUUGUUUAAUUUUGCCCACUGCCCCUGGAUAGGAAAUCCACCUCCUAAGCUGCUUAUUGACUGCAGCUUCUCAGGAUUGUUCUAACUUCUCUUUGUGGAAACAGCAAGGAAAUCGGCCUCUCUAGUCCUUUGGUGUUCUCUUUUACAAAAGGGAGAUCAUAAUGAUGUCUUUUUCCUCUUUAUACAUUUUUAAUGAUAUCAAGUAGAUAAAAUACUUAUCAUAAACUCUGGCACAUAAAAAUCCCCUGCCAAAUGUUAGCUGUUAUCAUCAAUAUUGGUCCCCAUAAAAGCUGUGAUAGGUAAUUUUAUCUCUACUUUGAAGUAGAAGAAAUUAUGUAUGAGUCAGAGUAGUGAAAUGACUUAUUUAAUAUCAUGAAGAAGCACAAAGGCCUUGAACCCUAUACUUUUGAACCUUAACCUAGUUACCUUUUCAUUAGAUCUCAGCAGAAUAUAGAAAAUUUAUUUGCAUCAAAUUUGUUUCUUAACUUGACAUAUAGUUGAUUUGUAAUAUCAUAUUAACUUCACGUGUACACUAUAGUGAUUCAGUUUUUUUUACAGAUUAUAUUCCAUUAAAAAUUAUUACAAGAUAAUGGCUAUGGUUCCCUGUGCUGUACAAUUAUUUAUUUUAUACGUAGUGGUUUGUAUCUCACAAUCCCAUGCCCCUAGUUUGCCCCAUCCCUUGGCCUCUCCCCUUGAUAACCACCAGUUUGUCUUCCUUUUUCCUUUUUUUUUUUUUUUUUGCUUC
Sus scrofa (pig) is the source of this 6702-nucleotide messenger RNA. Lineage: Eukaryota; Metazoa; Chordata; Mammalia; Artiodactyla; Suidae. The record is from RefSeq and is a predicted model, not a curated record.